AAAGAAUUUGGUGCGAAAUAAAUGCUCUUUCGUCACGUCAACUUUUUCUUCUUGACCACCUUCUUUCAUGUCGUCCGUCCCUCCAGUUCGCUCGACGCCUUCGUCGAUGGAGACUCUCACUCCCCCUAUUACUCCGAAGCUUAAUGCAGACUCUACCUCACAGCCCUCAAAGAAGUUUAUUGACGAUCCCGAGCACGUCCCUGCGGACGUUAAUAUUCCAGAUAACUACGUGUCGUACACUCUCAAACAUCAAAAGUCUCUUCCCCCACUCGGUUGGGACAACUGGUACACAGAGUUAAACUGGUUACACGUUGCAAUUCUCGCAGGCACGCCUGUCAUCGGUCUCGUCGGCGCGUACUACACUCACCUUCGAUGGGAAACCGCCGUUUGGUCAGUGGUAUACUACUACAUGACCGGUCUCGGCAUCACUGCAGGUUACCACCGGCUAUGGGCACACCGUUCUUACAACGCGUCGAAGCCCCUUCAGUAUGUUCUUGCAUUCGUCGGCGCAGGCGCGAUCCUUGACCCAUACAACGCACACCGCGGUCUUCUAUGGUCGCACAUCGGAUGGAUGGUUGUCAAGCCCCGUCGCAAGCCUGGUGUUGCUGAUGUUAGCGACUUGACAAAGAACGAGAUCGUGAGGUGGCAGCACAAAUACUACCUAAGCCUUGUCGUGAUCAUGGGCUUCCUCUUCCCCACUGUUGUGGCUGGCCUUGGCUGGGGUGACUGGCAGGGUGGUUAUAUCUACGCCGCUCUUCUGCGUCUUUGCUUUGUUCAUCAUUCCACGUUUUGCGUGAAUUCGCUCGCUCAUUGGUUGGGUGAAACGCCAUUCGAUGACAAACACAGCCCUCGCGAUCACCUCGUAACUGCCCUCGUCACAAUUGGUGAAGGAUACCACAACUUCCACCACCAGUUCCCCAUGGACUACCGCAACGCCAUCAAGUGGUACCAAUACGACCCUACAAAGUGGUUCAUUUGGUCGUGCCAGAAGCUUGGCCUCGCAAGCCAUUUGAAGUCCUUCCCUGACAACGAGGUCCGCAAGGGUCAGCUUACCAUGCAACUGAAGCGUCUUCGCGAGACCCAGGAAACCCUGUCAUGGCCUGCUGAUAACAGUGACUUGCCCGUCAUUUCCUGGGAGAGCUACCUUGAACAAGCCAAGAGUCGUCCGGUCAUCUGCAUUGCUGGCUUCAUUCACGAUGUUUCAGACUUCCUUGACGAUCACCCAGGAGGCCGUCACUUGUUGACGAAACACAUCGGCCGAGACGCUACUACAGCAUUCUUUGGAGGUGUUUAUGACCAUAGUAACGCCGCACAUAACCUCCUUGCAAUGAAACGUGUCGGCGUUCUUCACGGUGGAGCUCCACAUGGUCUUGAAGAUAAGGUCAUCCCUCCAAGCCAGCGUCUUCGCAUUGCACGAUACAACGAGAUCGGUGGCAGCGGUUACAGCUCGGCAGCCCACUCUGACGGCGAGGGUCUCCUCGGGUAAAACGGUAAUAUCCUUCCCCGUCCUAGAUGCAGGAUAGAACUUUUAGACUUUUAUUACAUUCGACCCGCACCUAUUGACUCUGCAUAUAUUCUCUUGCUCGCAAUACCGGCUGUGCCAUAAAAAGCAUAUUGACGCUUUUCUCCCAAAUUUUCUUCAUACGAUACGCACGGCUCGCUGUUACGCCUUGUCAUGUUUGCAAUGGUAAUACGAAAGGAGAAUGUACGAUAUACAUACUUUGAUGUUAUGCCUUUACGGUUGGAACUGGGUUGUUAUCGCACACCAAGCAUGAUCACAUAAUUGAUUUUGAGCUGGAGGCGCUGCUGACUCAGCUACACAAAUGUCUUUUGCCUAUUAUUUCCUCACUGUGG
Messenger RNA from Suillus discolor, 1854 nucleotides. RefSeq lists its product as uncharacterized. The coding region runs from base 68 to 1486 and encodes 472 amino acids. Gene Ontology annotation, cellular component: endoplasmic reticulum membrane. NCBI's taxonomy places the organism in Eukaryota, Fungi, Basidiomycota, Agaricomycetes, Boletales, Suillaceae. Gene Ontology annotation, molecular function: stearoyl-CoA 9-desaturase activity; heme binding; iron ion binding. The record is from RefSeq and is a predicted model, not a curated record. The transcript has 7 exons. Gene Ontology annotation, biological process: unsaturated fatty acid biosynthetic process.